GGUAAGUAAGGAAGCGCGCCGCGUCUAGGAUCAAGAGAGCUCUCCAAAAAAUUUCAAAUGCUGGGAGGGCGUGAAGAUUAGUUCAUUCAUUACUUUUUACUCCUUCACCUUUUUAAUAUUCCCAACCUCACCACCUCUCUAAUUUGCACUUCUCUAGCAAAAAUUCUUUUGAUAGGGCUUCUGAUAAAUAUUGGCAGAAUUGAAACCUUUUCUAUCAUUUUGCAUGCAAAAUAAUAUUUUGAAUUGCAAUUGUCUAUUGCAUCCUACGCUUAACCUCAUUUUCACUCACAGCUUCUGGCCAUAGCCUGGCAACUAUAAUCACAAUGACAAAGAACCGCCCUCGUAUCCCAAUGGGAUCGCUCAGUGAUAUGGCUUCAACUGUUCGCGACAAGAAAACCGCAUCCAAAGCUAACCCCCUGGGAUCUACUCAGCUACAAAAGAACCAAAAGUUAGCUAAAGACACCAGUAGUGAUGAUGAGAGUGGCAGCAGCAGCAGCAGCUCUGAUGAUAGCGACCGAAGUGGAAGCGACAGCGAUACUGAUCUCGAGGCCGCGAAGAGCAAGUACGCUGCUAAGCAGGCAACCAAGCGCAAGACUCCUCAACCAAAAGCGAACGCUACCAAAGCGGAACCUGUUAAAACUAUUCCGAAUGCAGGCGCAUCAUCUUCUAGGACGCCCGUAAAGACAGCAGCUUCUACCAGCCCUGACGAUUCCGAGUCUUCUGAGUCUGAUUCCGAGACUUCGGAUUCUAGCCAAAGCCCGGCCAGGAAUGGGGUUGUAAAAGAGGAGAGCAAGGAUAAAGACGAGGAAGAGAGCACAUCGGAAAGCGAGAGUGAAGAUGAAGAACCCAAGAAACAACAGGCUGCCGAGGCCGAAUCUUCUAGUGACGAGGCUAGCGACAGCAGUUCUGAUGACGACAGUGAGGAUGCAAAUGCUAUGGAGAUAGAUAGCGCCGAGGCGGCCGUCUCUAAAGCUAACGGCGUGACUUCUUCUCAAGUUUCUCGGCCUGGAUGGCUUAACAACUCCAACUUCGUGCUUCGCAAAGCUUCAUCUGAUAACCCUGCCAAAGAGGUUACAGAGUUUUUCAGUAAGGCUAACUUGGAGGGGAAGCAAGUGUGGUAUUUCACAGCACCAGCAUCACUACCGAUUACUGUGCUUAAAGACAUGGAGAUUGACCUGUCUAAGGCAACUACUGGCGAAGCACUGCUGAAACACAACGGCGAUGAAUACGGCCUAGAUCUCGAGUCUCAUGCUACUACCACACAGAUCCAGUUGCUUAUCCCCUCUCAAGGUGGGGAUAACUAUACUUCUUUGAAUCGUGGAAUCGAUUCAACUGUACACCUCCGUCGCGUAGCCAAAUUCGGACCUGGUGGCACUGUUAGCGCCACUGCCACUGAGGAUUACGCACCGAUACCGAAGGCCAUUCGAGAACAGCCACAGGGUCUAAGACCACGUUUCACCCCAAUUGGCGUCCCCAGCUCUACUCCAACUCCUCAAGCACAGCCCUCUAAAUCUCGUCCUGCAGCCGCAACACGGGCUGCUUCUUCAUCCGACUCUGAAAGCGACUCGGAGAGCGCCUCGGAAGAUGAGACUCCGACGGCGUUGCCUGCCCCAACCGAUUCAAAGAAAUCUAAGAAGUCAAAUGCUGCCAAUGUGAAGCUCAAGCGAAAGGAGCCCGAGGCGGAAGCUAAAUCGACUCCAGUUCAGAGCUCUCAAUCCCAGGAAAAGCCCGCAAAGAAAUCGAGAACCUCCAGGUCCGCUUCUUCCAAAACCCCGAUCCCCAAGGAAACGCCUGUCCCGUCCCAGGCCACACCGCAGAUAGGCUCGACGCCGAACGGUACCCCUAGCAACAAAAAGGCAAAGAGGGAUAAGGCGAAGUACUCGGUACAACCGAUGAAGCAGACUCCGGUCCCCGUACCCAAAGUUUUUAGCAUGAACCGCUAAGUUGGGAUGUACUGGAUGGAUUUGCAUAGCCUGCAAUUUUUUUUUUUUGGGGGGGGGGGGGG
Messenger RNA from Daldinia caldariorum, 2005 nucleotides. RefSeq names its product DNA-directed RNA polymerase I subunit RPA34.5-domain-containing protein. The record is from RefSeq and is a predicted model, not a curated record. Gene Ontology annotation, biological process: transcription by RNA polymerase I. The transcript is spliced from 3 exons. Lineage: Eukaryota; Fungi; Ascomycota; Sordariomycetes; Xylariales; Hypoxylaceae. The coding region runs from base 324 to 1943 and encodes 539 amino acids.